Stegodyphus dumicola is the source of this 1070-nucleotide messenger RNA. RefSeq names its product scm-like with four MBT domains protein 1. NCBI's taxonomy places the organism in Eukaryota, Metazoa, Arthropoda, Arachnida, Araneae, Eresidae. The record is from RefSeq and is a predicted model, not a curated record. Gene Ontology annotation, molecular function: chromatin binding; histone binding. Gene Ontology annotation, biological process: negative regulation of DNA-templated transcription. Gene Ontology annotation, cellular component: nucleus.
GUACUUUUUUGUGAAAUGGAACUGUGUUUUAGUGCUAAAGUAAAUGAUUUAUUUAAGGUUACAACUGUGAUAAAAGAAAUUUCUCAUUUGGAAAGCAACCCACUCGAUUGGUCAGUUGAAGAAGUAGUCAAAUAUUUACAAAAGACAGACUGUGCUCCUUUAGCUCCACUUCUAAAAGAUCAGGAGCAACAAAUUAGAAAACUAUCUUCACAAACAACAGAAGCUGAAUGUCACAUUUUAAGCACAUGUUCGUUUGAGACAAUCAGGAAAUUGAUGGGCAAGCUUUGCUAAUGUUAAAUAUAGCAAAUGUUCAAGAAUAUCUUCAUCUGAAACCAGAACCAGCCAAAAAAUUUUGUUGCCUCAUUAAAAGCUUAAAAAUUGAGUUUUUCACUCAUUUUACUGUUUAGAAUUAAUGUCAGAUUAUUACUUCGUAUUUAUUAUUUUGCAUGUAAUUUAUUAUCUUUCAUCUCUAUUUGUAAGCUUUUUGUCCUUUAAUUUUCAAUAAUUCAUUAUAAUUAAAAAAAAAAGAAAAAAAGAAACUAUUUUCGAAGGGUGUUCAGAACUGCUAAAAACUAUCAGGAUAUAUUGGCUGCUUUCACUUUACAUCUUACAAUCUUCUUUUUUUUUUUUUUUUUUUUUUUUUUUUUCCCCCAAGAUAUUUCCAAGCACAUUUACAGUUUUCAUACAGAUAUAUCUAGUACAUAUUUAUGAGCAUUUAGUCAUGGCAAGAAAAGAAUCCUAGUCUUUAGACCACAAUACUUUUAAUUGCUAGACCAGAACAAUUUGGUUCUUAAUUUUUGAGGUUUAUGAUUAUUAAGUGUAUGAAAGUUUCCCGUGAUUUCUGAUUAUAUCAUGUUAUAAUUUCCUUUUUGUUAUUUCUAUUGAUAAAGACGUUUUAACUAAACAAUUCAAUAAAUAUGGUCUAUUAAUAAAAAUAACAUUAUUUAAUAACAGACUUGGAAAUACUUCAUUUUAUAUUUCUCUUGCAGAAAACUUUUAUAGUAUAUAUUUGUAUAGUAUUGUAAAUAAUGCUAAAGGUAAGAAUAAAAUUUGUAUAUGUAGUUUGUAAA